Magnolia sinica is the source of this 1385-nucleotide messenger RNA. RefSeq lists its product as uncharacterized. Lineage: Eukaryota; Viridiplantae; Streptophyta; Magnoliopsida; Magnoliales; Magnoliaceae. The transcript has 8 exons. The record is from RefSeq and is a predicted model, not a curated record. The coding region runs from base 69 to 941 and encodes 290 amino acids.
AAAUAAAAGAAAAACGAAAAGAAAAGAAAAGAAAAGAAAAAGGUACUUGGAUUUGAGGAGGGAGGGAGAUGCAAGCAGCGGAAUGGAAGAGCCUGUUAAUACUGAGAAAUUCUGUCACCCAAUCUUCCCAUUUUUCUUUGUUUCAUUCCACGUCCGUUUCACUCGCAAAAUGGAAGAACAAAUGGACCUCGUAUGUAGAAAGAGGUCAGCAACCAUCUAAGAAUCACAUCAGAUAUGCAACGCGCCAGAAGCGGGCAGAUUCAAGAAAAGCUCUGAAAGAUCUCCUCUUCAACAGCACCUCCUCCAAGCUGUCAUUUCAGGAUGAAGAUAUGACAUGGACUGCUGAUGAACCAAUCAGCAGAAAUGCAGAAGGAAAGCAGCCACGGGCAAAAAAAUCAGCCAGGAACUCCAAGUCUCGCAACAACGGAAACAAACGUCGACAUAGAUAUGAGAACUUCUCCGAUGACUAUGAUGGACACCCUGAGACGAUCUUUCAAGCAACAUUUGGAGGCAGAUGCUGUACAUGGUCAUUUAAGUCAUGGGAAGAUUCUCAUUUCCAGAAUUCUAUACCUGGAUUUGAGUGGAGAUAUGAUUCAAACUGGACAAGUGAUAGGAGAAGAGUGUGGGAAACAAGCGAAACAAAUGAUGAUGAUCAAGGUGUUAUUGGGUCGUAUUCUGAUAGAACUAUGCUUGGGUUGCCUCCCACUGGUCCUUUAAAGACGGAAGAUGUCAAAAGCGCUUUCCAUGCAUCUGCAUUGAAGUGGCAUCCAGAUAAGCAUCAAGGCCCUUCUCAGGAGAAAAGCCAUGGCGAUAUAAAGCAUUCCAGUUUACAAAAGCUUUUGGUGCAAGUUCCUUCUGCAAUGGGGUGCAAUCUGGCUGAGGUUGAUGUUGUGGCAGAAGUCCCGAAAUUCGAAGAAGAAUUACAAUUUAACUCAAUGUAGGAUUCAACCUCAGGAGUGACGCUCAAAGUAGGAUUCAAACUCGUGCCUACACGCUGCUCCAUUUUGUGGAGGUUUUUUUUUACCUUCAGACAAAGCAACUUGUGCCUCUCUCACCUGCAACAAGCAUUUUGUGAAGGUGAUGGCAGAGGAGAAAUUCAAACUUUGUGUCAAUGCAUACAAGUCUUUAUGCAAUGCUCUCACAUCAGUGUAAUUUGGCAUUCUUCCUCUCCAGUGGAGCUUAUUCAUAGAGUGGGGUAUCAUUCAAUUUCUUAUUUAAUCUCUUAAUUUUGUUUGUUUCCCCUAUUUCUUCGUCAAUAUAAGCUCAAGCUCGUUGAAUUAUAUGUGGAGCUAGCAUCUAUUUAUGGAAAUUGGGGUUUUCAUUUUCAUUGUUAAAUUUUAACAAUGCACAAUGUAAUGUAUUCUGAGUUCAAGUUAUCUUUUUCA